Molecule: messenger RNA, 2197 nt
Organism: Daphnia magna
Lineage: Eukaryota; Metazoa; Arthropoda; Branchiopoda; Diplostraca; Daphniidae
Product: adenosine receptor A2b
Exons: 4
Coding region: 703-1845 (380 amino acids)
Biological process (GO): G protein-coupled receptor signaling pathway
Cellular component (GO): membrane
Molecular function (GO): G protein-coupled receptor activity
Source: RefSeq, a predicted model, not a curated record
AAAACAAGAAAUCCAAUUUCAAAAUCCAAUUAAAUCUCGUUUCACUUCGAGCUCGCCGCUCACGUUACACCGCCUACUCGCUACUUGUUUGAUACAUCGGUGGAUGCCUGAUGUUUUUGUUGCAUUUAUACAGGACAGAGAUAUCCGGACAUGGAUCAGGUCGUGCCCGUCGGCUCACCAGCCUUGACAUCCGUACUUUGAUUUUGAUUCCCAAACGAAGAGGGGAAAAAAAAAAAGAAGAAGAAGAAGAAGCGGAUAUGAGCCUAUAUACUAUGCGUAGGGUCUCUCUUGGGCUGGGACACUGUGCGGACGGAAGGAGGCGUGACGACCUGCUGGCCAUGUCACAGCAGGAGCAAGCGCAACAGAGGCUUUUUGGAAAUAAGGCAUACAGCUUCACGGGAUGGAGCGAGAGAAAACAAAAAGAACUACUGCAAAUGUCUUUUCGAGGUAAAAGAUAGAAGAACGCUCGGAAAUGGACGAAGGCCAUGAAGAGACAUUGAAAGAAGGAUUGAGAGAACAGUCGACUCAUACCCUGCCUCCUCACUACACCGUCUCCCCCCCUUUUUUUUUUUUUUUUUAGUUUCAAGUGUUUCGUCUUGUGCUGUCGUUUGGAAUUAUUUGUAGUGAUGGACGUGAGGAAGAAGAAAAAAGUGGUGCGUGAAUAAUGUGAAAUGACAGCAGUUUUGUGUGCUGGAAGUUGAAAUGUCGACCCGGAACAGCAGCGUGAAUAGUAGCAGCGAAUCCGCCUGUCAACUGAUGAACGAACAUUUCGAUAUCGCAACGGGUGUCAUCGUUUCGUGUAACUUGCUCAUCUCGUUGCUUGCCACUUUUGGCAAUCUCCUCGUCAUUGUGGCUGUGGUUCGUUAUUCCAUCCUACGGACGCCUACCAAUCAUUUUGUGGCCGCCCUCGCCCUGGCGGACCUUCUGGUCGGACUCGUCAUUCCGUUCUACGUUUCAUUCUAUUUCGAUUUACCCGAUUACGCUUGCAAUCCAACCAUUUGUCAAAUUAAAAACUUUGUAGCCAUGUGGACGACGUUGUGCUCUUUCAUGUUACUCAUCGGCGUCGCUCUCGAUCGCUACGUGUCCAUUAUUCAUCCGCUGGCGUAUCCGAGGCUCGUCAGUCGACGCAUCUCACGAUCCAUCGUCGCUUUUGUGUGUCUUUACGUCACCGGGUUUGUGACUUUACCCUACCUUUGGACUGGAGCCCUUAAGGAUUUGACGGUAAUGACCGAAUGCGAUCUGGUUUACGUCUCAGCCGCCAACUACGCCGUUUUAUUCUGCGCCCAUUUGGCUCUGUCUCUUAUCGUCACUACUUUCCUUUAUGCCCACAUUUUUCGCGAGGCUUGGCGCCAGAAUCGACACCAUUUGCAUCACGAAGCCAAAACUGCUCUCAUGAUGGUGUUGAUCUUUGGAGUGAACAUCGUGAGCACUCUACCCUAUCUGAUAGUUGUUGGCAUCCGAUAUCGACACAACGAACAAAUCGACCAGACGGCACUCAGUCGAGCUAAAAAGGUUGUCAUGAUCUUGUAUUUUGGAAAAUCAGCCAUCAAUCCUCUCAUUUACGGUUGGAAAAAUCGUGAAUUUCGCAUGGCUUUCGCGCGUUUAUUACGUUACGUUCCUUGUUCCAAGUGGGCAAUGGAACGCUCGUUGAGUUCAAUGGAAGUCGCCACAGGAAUGGGAUCCAGAGCUGGAUCUAUCCAGCAAUCCGAGCGACGGCGAUCGAGUAAAAUCUAUCAGCUAGAACUGCCACCUAUCGAGUGGACGAUGAACUCGAACGAACUUCCCGGUGAAUAUCUCCAGCAAACACCAUUCACAGCAGACGACCAUCACGUCACUCACUUGUAAAAUUCCAAUUCAAUCGAUGCGUUUCAAAAAGUUUUCACCCAGUAUUCGGGUACGCCAAGGGUUGUUCAAGUCAAUUCCCUCAAUUCUCGGUUUUUAUGUUUAUAGAUGCUUGCCAUUAUGCUGAUAAAAUGUGUAAUACGAUAUCCCAUAGACUGUUAUUCUAAAUGGCAAUUGAAAUGUGUUCUCGUUAUGUUUACAACCACGUUUUAUGUUAUUUGUAUUUCCUCUUUAUCCGUCUGUAACGCAUGCUAAUACUCGUGUCUUUGUCAAAUCAAACACAUCUUAUAAAUAGCACCUAACUGGCUGAAAUCCCCCCCCCCAAUUGACGUAAUAAAAAAAAAUAUAUGAAUCA